Molecule: messenger RNA, 561 nt
Organism: Malassezia globosa CBS 7966
Lineage: Eukaryota; Fungi; Basidiomycota; Malasseziomycetes; Malasseziales; Malasseziaceae
Exons: 2
Coding region: 1-561 (186 amino acids)
Source: RefSeq, a predicted model, not a curated record
AUGGGACAUGGAUCGAAUGACAAGUUGUUCAUAACGCCGUCCGAGUACAGCGGACAGCAUGGGCAGCAUGGAGCAACCUCAGGCGCACGCCGAGAAAUGAGCGUCGUUGUACCGUUUCACAUGUGUGCCAUCACGCACCAACCCUGGACUACGCCGGCAUGCCUUGUGCAGGAUGGCCUGAUUUGUGAAAAGGCACACCUUGUCGCAUUCAUUGAGCAGCAUCACCAGAGUCCUGCAACUGGCGAAAAAGCUAGCAUCGAUGAUAUUCUCAUCUUACAUAUAAGUCAGAAUGAGCGGCAAAUGUCGCAGGACCCCGUCUCGAUGCGUGAAUUCACGGACCACAGUCACUUGGUGGCAAUCCGGACGUCCGGACAUGUGUACUUGUAUGACACCGUGUUUCAGCUGAAUGUCAGGACAAAGAAUAUGCGCGAUCUUGUCACAGAUGUACCUUUCACGAAAAGUGACAUCUUGACGUUACAGGAUCCGCAUGACCCAGGUCGUCGCACCAUGCAAAACAUGUAUCACGUACAACAUCAUCUCACUCCGAAGUACGGUAUGUAG